Messenger RNA from Columba livia (rock pigeon), 1578 nucleotides. RefSeq names its product calcium/calmodulin dependent protein kinase II inhibitor 2 (gene CAMK2N2). NCBI's taxonomy places the organism in Eukaryota, Metazoa, Chordata, Aves, Columbiformes, Columbidae. Gene Ontology annotation, molecular function: protein kinase binding; calcium-dependent protein kinase inhibitor activity. The transcript is spliced from 2 exons. The record is from RefSeq and is a predicted model, not a curated record. Bases 97 to 336 code for a protein of 79 amino acids. Gene Ontology annotation, biological process: negative regulation of protein kinase activity.
CAUCCUUCCGCCCGGGUUUCCUCCCCGCCGCCGCCGCCGCCGCCGCAGACCGGCUCCCGGCUCGGCGCGGCGCGGCUCGGCCCGCUCGGCCCCGCCAUGUCGCAGGUGCUGCCCUACGGCGAGGACAAGGUGGGUCGCUACGGCGCCGAGCCCGAGGCGGGGGAGCUGCCCUUCAGCUGCCGCCUGCAGGACACCAACGCCUUCUUCGCGGGCAACCAGGGCAAGCGGCCCCCCAAGCUGGGACAGAUCGGCCGCGCCAAGAGAGUGGUGAUCGAGGAUGACCGGAUAGACGAGGUGCUCAAGGGCAUGACGGAGAAGUCGCCGCCGGGGGUGUAAAGCCGGGACCCGCCGCCAGGACCCGCAGGCCGAGCCCUGCUCCAGCCCGCCCGGCCCUGCAUGCUGGCUGGACACCGACCGGGAGGGGGGAGGCCAUGCCCGUGCCCCCCUCCCCGCCCCGGGGGUGGGGGGGGCUCUGCGGCCACCACCACCCCCCCCCGAGCCAUGCACUUUACCCCUCCGCCUCCCCCGGGGAUGGGACAACCCGCCGAGCCCCCCCACCCUGCGGAAAGACCCCCCUCCUCCCGGGGGGGGGCUCCACGGUGUGUCCCCCCCAUCCUCCUUGGCGGGGGGUCCCGCACACGCCGGGGCGGCUCCGGCCCCACGAGUGGGGUGGGGGGGGGAGCGCUGCUGUCCAGAGACAUUUUUUGCUCCAUCGUUUUUUGCAUGAGCUUGGUGGCCCGAGCGCCCGGUCCUGGGGCCGAGGGUCAGCCCCACCACUCCGGCACGCUUCUUUUUAAAACAGAAACUCCUCAUAUUUGUAUUUUUAUAUCCGAAUCUUUGUUAAAAACGAUCUGCUGACGUCGAGAUGUCGAAGUAACCACAUCGGGGAAAAACAAACAAACAAACAAACGGUUCAUAUUUUUUUCCAUAAGAAAAAAAAAGAAAAAAAAAGAAGAAAAAACCGAGGGGGAAGAAUAAAGGGGGGGGAACAGAAAGAUGGAGGGAUCAUGAGGAAAGCUAAAGGUGUGGGGAGGGGAACGGGGACCCCCAGCCUGACCCCUCCCCACCAGCAGCAGGACCAGCCAGAGGGUUUGGCAGCACCAUCGGCCACCGCAGUCCCCCCCGGCAGCGCCGGGGCUGAGCCCACCAGGGCCGGCUGUGGGUGCCGGGGGGUCCCGGCGCUGCCCCUUGCCCGAGGGCGGCGGGGCCAGGGGAGGGAAAGGGGAGGGCAGGGACUGGCCUGAGUCGUUGUUUUUAAUUUUGUACUUUAAUUUAAUUUUAUUUUUUAAGAAGCUUCUCGGGGGGGGUCUGAUGUGCAUGAGAAACUCAUCAUCUUUUUCAAUAACCUACAAGUGGCAUUUAUCGAGACAACGCAAAAAAAAUAUAAAUAAAUAAACAAAACAACAAACAAAACAGAAAAACCCACCAAACAAAAAACAAAACCAAGAAAAAAAAAAGAAAAAAAAAAAAGAUACUUGUGUCAUUAUGUUCUACGAAUGAUCCAUUGUAAAUUUAAAUGCCAUUUUUCACUGUACUGGUGAACAAAAUGCGAUGAAUAAAAUACAUUCAUGUACUGAG